This is a messenger RNA of Rotaria socialis, 759 nucleotides long. The record is from the annotation of a GenBank genome assembly. Lineage: Eukaryota; Metazoa; Rotifera; Eurotatoria; Philodinida; Philodinidae.
AUGCCUAGUACCACUACACCAAACAGAAAAUCAUCAACUAGUUCAACUCAAAUACAUUCAGCACAAGCUGAAAAUGUUCAAGUUGAAUCUGUUGUUCAAACUCAAACUCAAACUCAAUCAAAGGUUGGCAUGGAGAAUAGCAAGAAAAUAACAGAUCUUAUGGCUCGUCUAGGCACAACUCAUCUUCAAAUUGACAAAUAUUCACGUAAGCGCAAUGACGAAAUUAAUGACGCUGUUCUUGGAUCAAUUAAAAAGAUCGUCGCUGGCACACAAGAACAGCAACAACAUCUUCUUGCCGAGGCUAAUUUACGUACAACAGAUAUUGAAAAUGAAUUUCAAGCGAGAUUGCAAGAUUAUAUUGCUAAACUUGACAAUGAAAAAGCAACUGUACUCGUUCAGCUAGAAAAAGAUCUUGAUGUUCGCCAACAAGUUAUUCUUGAAUCAGCUCGUAAACGUAUUGAUGAUCUUAAUACAAAAGCCAAUCGUUUGAAAAUGAAUGUUCUUAAAGAAGCCCAAGCUCAAAGUUGUGUACAAAUGACAAAAAUUACAGAGCAAGUUGCUGUUCUUGAACAUGAAGAAGCUGCACGUCGCCUUGCAUCAACCACUAAAACAAUAAUUACAACUAAGUCAGUAUCUGCUAGUGAAGCACACCAUCAAGAUCAUUCAACAACAAACGACCAGGUGACAACACACGUUGAAGCAUUAAAAUCUCCCAGCAGCUCGUCAACAAUAUCUACUGAGUCUCGCCAAACGAAAUAA